AUGACGUUCACGUGCGCGGCCGCUCUCUUCGCUGGAUUGGCUCUCGCUUCGUCGGCUGCUGAAAACCCGCCUCUUGGUGCGAACUCGCCACGAAAAGUCACUGCGGCUGACUACGCGUUCCUCGAAACGAGUCUGAGCACCUCAAAAGCCUACAAAAAGGACGUGGUCAGCCGAAUCUGCUUCACCGAUGUUGUCAAACUGGAGAAGCAGGUCAUGAGUGGAACGAGGUACAAGUUUCAAGUGAGGGGCUGCCCUGUGACCUCCUUCGUCGAACUGGGCGCCUGCCGCGACAGCAACUGUGAGGCCUCUGUCUACGACGUCGUCAUCUUCUCGCAGCCGUGGACGAGCACGCUCGAUGUGACGUCGAUCACGGAGGUAUCGUAA
Messenger RNA from Hyaloperonospora brassicae, 384 nucleotides. Lineage: Eukaryota; Oomycota; Peronosporomycetes; Peronosporales; Peronosporaceae. The record is from the annotation of a GenBank genome assembly.